This is a messenger RNA of Thlaspi arvense, 615 nucleotides long. The record is from the annotation of a GenBank genome assembly. NCBI's taxonomy places the organism in Eukaryota, Viridiplantae, Streptophyta, Magnoliopsida, Brassicales, Brassicaceae.
AUGGACCUUGAGAACCGGACCGGUUGGGUCCAAAGCGGAGCAACGACUGGAGAAUCGUACUAUGAGAUUGGUAAAACUACCAAAUCUCUUGCUUUCCGGGCCGGUACUCACCCAACCGUUGGCGUCAGAGGACAGUUUAGCGGUGGAGGUUACGUUACCUUGCUUAGAAAAUACAGUUUAGCGUCCGAUAACGUGAUCGAUGCACUUGUGGUUGAUGCCCGUGGGAGGAUUCUUGACCGACAAGCAAUGGGAGAGGAGUACUUUUGGGCGAUUUGUGGAGGUGGCGGGUCGAGCUUUGCUGUAAUUAGAUUGGUCGAUGUUCCGUCGAUGGUAACGGUCUUUAAAGUCAAGAAAACAUCGGAGAGUGAGGCUGUUCCGAUGAUCAAUAAGUGGCAGUAUGUUGCUGUUAUCAUUCCUAACGAUCUUUACAUCAGGGCUUCAUUCAGUGGACAUUAUAUUGGUCCGGUGAACGAUCUAUUGGCCGUGAUGGAAGAGAAGUUUCUAAUACUAGGUCUUGAGGGUAUAGACGAUAUUGUCCAAGAACCGAUACCUGAGGCCGCAGUUCAUGAGCUGUGGAGGCGAGGCCCGAGGCUCGUCUUGCAAAGAUCCUUUUAA